This is a messenger RNA of Sitophilus oryzae (rice weevil), 2161 nucleotides long. Its product is annotated as autophagy-related protein 16-1. The record is from RefSeq and is a predicted model, not a curated record. Gene Ontology annotation, molecular function: protein binding. The transcript is spliced from 14 exons. The coding region runs from base 177 to 1892 and encodes 571 amino acids. Gene Ontology annotation, cellular component: autophagosome membrane. Gene Ontology annotation, biological process: autophagosome assembly. NCBI's taxonomy places the organism in Eukaryota, Metazoa, Arthropoda, Insecta, Coleoptera, Curculionidae.
UCAGUGUCAAUAACAUUCAAAAUAUUGGUUAUUUUUUGGAAAGUUUAAAAAAAUUUGCAUAAUAAAUGUUUAAUGUUUAAUCGAGAUAACGCGGUUUUAGAUUAAUUCACGGAACGGUUUUAUGCGCGAAUCGGUGUUGUCGUUCGUGGUUAGGUUAAUGAAAAGUUUCGGGAAAUAUGGAAACGGGAGAGUGGCGAAAGACAAUUUUGUUUCAGUUACAAACAAGAGAUAAACGAGAAAUUGAAUGUUUUCAGGAUCUUAUAGCACAACAUAAUAAGGUCUUUGAAAAUGCUAACUCGCUGCGAUACGAAAAUCUACAACUGUCCAUACAAAACGAGAAGCUGAAGGUGGAAGGUAUCAGUGGAAACAGCAGUGCCACAGAAACCAGACUGCACGAAGAAAUCCAACACCUAAAACAGAAACUCCUUAGUCAAACCGAAGAACUCGCCGAGCUACAUAAGCGCAAAGGGGAAAAUGCCCAACAGAUUAUAGAUUUAAAUGCCAAGUUACUAGAUAGAGAUAGGGUUUUAGUUGCUAAAGAACAUAGCUUAGAAGAAUGUCAAUCAAAAAUAGCAAGCCUCGAAGCAGAGGUGGGCAUGUUAACUCAAGCCAACAAAGAACUGAGACACUUGAAUGAUGCUCUACGGGACGAACAUCAAGCCUUACAAUUAGCCUUCAAUGCGUUAGAAGAAAAAUUAAGGAGAGUUCAAGACGAAAAUGGUGAACUGGUUAAAAGACUUAUGGGUUAUAAAGCGAAAGAUGCCGAGAAACUGAAUGAAGAAAACGACAACUUUCUCAACGAGGGUUCCAAGCAUUUCUCCUCUGUUCUGAGUACUUUUGGUAUUUUUAGAAAAAGACAUGCCAAAAUGCAGAAAGAAAUUGAAGAGGCGUGUAGAGACACGAGGGGAGUUUGUGGUGACGAUUUUCAAGAAGGUUUUGGUCCGAUCAGUCAAUCAACUUUACCUACGAAGGUCCACCUGAAAUUUGAUGCUCACGAGGGUGAAGUAAACGCUGUAAAAUGGAGUCCGGUGGACCGUUUAGUGGUCACUGGCGGAGCGGACAGGAAGGUGAAGCUAUGGGACGUCUCCAAAGGUACCCAAGACAACAGAGGCGUGCUGGUUGGCAGCAAUGCCGGAGUGAUGUCGGUGGAUUUUGAUACGUCAGGAUCGUUGAUUCUGGGAGCUUCCAAUGACUUUGCUGCUAGGAUAUGGACGGUAGGGGACCAGAAAUUGCGGCAUACGUUAACAGGACACUCUGGCAAGGUCCUGGCAGCUAAAUUUUUGGGAGACGCCUCGAAAAUAGUCACAGGGAGUCACGACAGAACGUUAAAGAUCUGGGAUUUAAAGAAUAGAGCUUGUACUGAAACCAAAUUUGCCGGUUCGAGUUGUAACGAUCUAGUGACCGUUGACAACGCUGGCAGCUCCAUAAUCAGCGGCCAUUUUGACAAGACUGUCCGUUUCUGGGACAGCAGGUCCGAAUCUAGUGCCAACAAUAUAGUUCUUAAUGGAAAAGUAACAUCUUUAGACCUAACUAGAGACGCAAAAUACCUGCUAGCCUGCGUCAGAGACGAUACGUUAAAACUGAUCGAUUUACGAAUGAACCAAGUAGUCAAUUCCUUCUGUUGUGAAGGGUUCAAAGUGGGCUGCGAUUGGUCAAGGGCGACGUUCAGUCCGGACGGUCAGUUUGUGGCAGUCGGAUCGGCCGAUGGGGCAGUUUAUAUUUGGUGCGUACCCACGGCCAAAGUGGAGAAAAUUCUUAAAGAACACGGAUCGUCUACUUUUGACCUGUUCCUCAGAUCUGCCGUGACGGCAACAGCCUGGCACCCCUACGGCAACUUCCUGGCCAGCGUGGACCGGUCAAAGAGGGUGAUAAUAUGGGCUGGAGACAUCUAGGACCAGCCACCGCACGACGACAUAGUUGGAACAAGCAGCUGUAUAUAUUUUGCCACUACAAUCUCUUUUAUACUUAAGUUUGUACCGUAAUACCCGCAAAUUUUUUUUUAAUUCAUAAUAUUAAUCUUUUAGUAUAAUUUUAUCAAAAUAGUAAACACACUAUAUCAACAAAUCUAUGUCAAUACAUACAAUAAAAAAAACAUGUUAUAUCCGUAACACUAUUUUGACCACCCUGUAUACUCUAUAAUAAUUUUAAAAUGUGUAUCUUA